Aspergillus wentii DTO 134E9 is the source of this 2085-nucleotide messenger RNA. RefSeq lists its product as uncharacterized. Lineage: Eukaryota; Fungi; Ascomycota; Eurotiomycetes; Eurotiales; Aspergillaceae. The record is from RefSeq and is a predicted model, not a curated record. The coding region runs from base 129 to 1817 and encodes 562 amino acids. The transcript has a single exon.
UUAAUUCUUCAUUCCAAUCGUUCGGCGCCCAACGACCCUUAGUCUGUUGCCAUUACUUCCCAUGCCCCUCUCACUUCUUUAGACUCAUCUUGUAUCGAUAUCGUUUGUGGCCGUUGGAAUCAUAGCCCAUGGCUAACGGAUACUCUCACCUUCCCGGCGACCUGGACGUUUUGCAGAGCGACGGGAACAGAUCGCAGACGACAAUUCUUUUGCCAUCGCCAUCGCCAUUGAAACGAGUAUCGACCUACUAUCCGAAGAAAGGCCCCGAGGUGCUGGAGGAAUCGAACGCAGAUCCCUUCUACCUCGAACAAUCCUUGACGGAUACCGGUCACUGGGACUCUCUCAAACCGGAGACUCGCGAUGUCAGAUUCAACGAAGACGCUAAUCAAUAUUUCAUGCUAUCCACCGUGAAUCCUGCGAAAGACUACACAUUCCCUCCUAGCCCUGUCCGUCGCAAUACCUUGCGAUCCCGUAAUAUCAAUCGGUCAACCCUCUCUGUGGUAGAGCUCGAGAACGACUUGGGCUUCCAAGAAUUUGCAGCACAACGCUGGGAGAGAAAGCCCCAUCACUAUAGCAAAGGCUCUUUCGGCUCCAUCCAGAGCGAGGCCACCCCGGAUUUAACCCCGAGUAGCUCGUUUUCAUCGAACUACUCAGCCGCCCCAUUGCACCCUGAUCUCGUCUUGAAAGCGACAGAUCAGCUGUCACUACAGGCUCACCAGGCUCAUUCCGAGACUGGUAACCAAAUCUAUCUCACGCCUUGUACCCCUCCUCGGUCUCGAUCAGCUGUGUCAACACAGCCAUCGACACCAACGCGGAGUAGCAGGUCCAACUUGGAAACCCUGAACGAGUCAUCAGACACUCUCGUUAUGAGUUCUGGAGACCUUCCUCCAGCUUUAUCCCGCCGUGGGAAGCCUCUUCCUACGCUCCCCAAUCUUUCUCGCAAUGCGAACUCUCUUCCAAAUAGGAAAGGACCAAUCCAGGCCAACCGCUCUCAGAUCGAGCCGUCAAUGAUCUCACCUCCAAGCCUGAUCAAUCCAGUAACAAUGGAACCACACACAUCACAUUUCGACCAGGCGUUUUUCAUUCCAGCUCAUUCGUGUCCUAGUCCUGUGCCUAGCCCUUCGGCGACUUCCCCACCAAUCACCAGACAAGGCACGAUCCGUUCGUCGAGGGAUAGACCAUCCACAUCGACAUCUGAUGUGUUCUGUGAACAGUCCGUUUGGGAAUCAGACUCCGAUUCAGAGUCUGUUGGACCCAAGUCCCUUUCCCGGAAGCCAAUCGACACCCUUCGGAAAGUUCGCAGUCGAGUGCAUUUGCGCGUUGCCAAGUCGGCACCAAAGCUAAACUCUACUUCACAGGAACAGCCAGACAUGGAAGCGUUCCCAUCGAUUGAGCAUCACGGGGGACAUCGUUUCCCGGAGCGUCCAGCUACCAUGGAUCAUCCUCCUUACAGCAGAGAUGCCCUUCGCCCAGCGGGCCACCAGACCUUGCGGCUUGUCGCCCCCUCUACGACGUCACUUGUUCGACCUCGUUCCAGAAGAGACAGCCAACCUGCGGAAUAUGACAUUGAUCGAUCUACUGCCGCCGCUAUCCAAGCCAAAUCACGACGCAAACAGCGCUCAACCUCCCCCGAAGAGGUUAGCAUUCAACAUGGCGAGAAAGUCUGUAUGUGUCACGAUGACCGAUCGCAUAGCACCAUUCACGACAGCUUGACUCUAGCACGCCCGCCAUUGUUCAAACGGAUUUGGGAAUCACUGCGGGUUCUGGGUUGUCACAGUGACAUGACAACUCCCAAGCCUUCUCGCAAGUCCUUUUAGUCAAUUGAUUCUGCAUCGGAGUUUUACAGUCACAAACCGGUACUGGGCUGUCGGCGUUUGGUUUUUUCAUUUACGAGACCGUGUUGGAACGGUUUUCAUGGUCGCUACAUUGAAACGAUUUUUUCUCUCUUUUAUGAAAUCUGCAUACCUCGUCGUUAUUCGGAUGGUCUCAAGAAAUUGGAUCAUCCUGGAAGUAAUGAAGACGAUGAAAUGACUGCAUGUGAGAUGGAUCUUAUAUCUCCAUGAAUCCAUAUGACCUAAUGAACCU